Molecule: messenger RNA, 603 nt
Organism: Hevea brasiliensis (rubber tree)
Lineage: Eukaryota; Viridiplantae; Streptophyta; Magnoliopsida; Malpighiales; Euphorbiaceae
Product: zinc finger protein ZAT5-like
Exons: 2
Coding region: 1-603 (200 amino acids)
Biological process (GO): response to chitin; response to stress
Source: RefSeq, a predicted model, not a curated record
AUGGAUAACUCUUCAGUUUCCACCGAAACUUAUUAUAAUAGCGACAAGAUUAUCGAUUCCACUGCGGAUUCUAUACCACACUCUCAGCAUCCAGCACUCAAGGACAAAAGUUCUUCUCCUCCUUCUCUGUCUCAUGCUAAUCUGGAGAUUCCUCAAACAAUUCAUAGCCUUUUUGAUGAUGGAACUACCAAAGGAAAGAUUUUACAAGAGACCACAAGGGGAAAGGAAAAAAAGAUGCCCAUGAAGAAGAAGAAAAAGUUCAAAAAACUAUCAGAAUUGGUUGAUUUGAAGAAUUCUUAUGCUUGCAAUGAGGCGUUCAAUAACUUCCAGGCACUUGGAGCCCACAUCGCAACCCACAAUAGGAAUAAGAAGAUGGAGAAAGUGCCAUUUGAUAAAUUAGGGACUAAAGAAGGUGGUGCUGGAGACAGGGAAGAAAAGGGCUCAAGUUCAGUAGGACCAAUAGUCAAUAGAGAAAAGAAAUAUAAGUGUAAUUUGUGCUCAAGAAGGUUUUUGACAGGGCAAGCACUUGGAGGUCAUAAAAACUAUCACCGGAAGGUUGCCCGUGUUGAAGCUCGGCAAGCUCCAGGAAGCGACAUCCUCUGA